UUAUCAGGGUGCACAGAGAAAUGCUGCCAAGUUUCAUUGAUUAAUUAUAAUCGUAUUUUUUCAGCCAUUAUCCUGCUCAUCUUUCAAAAGAUUUGACAGAAUGAAGCUAAAAAGAACAACAAGUGGCUGUGAUCUUAUUGCUGUUUUAUUUAUUCCGACCGUUAUUGCAGCGGAAGUUAUUUCUUAUGAAUUUGGGGACACUUGUUCUGUUUUCCUAAAGGAAUUGGACGAAAAUCGUCGAAUUUAUGUUGAAUAUUAUGGCAAGAGAGUGGGUUCCUUUUGCGAUGACUACUCAUUUGAAGGAGUAGGAAACGAAAAUAUGGAUGAGUAUAAAAUUUGUGUUACACCUCAAUUUUUCAACGAUCCGGAUUGUGCCGUAGAAUUAAAGUAUACUUCGACCAUUUUUGGCUCGACAAUACAGACUGUAACCUGUUCAGAAAACUACAACACCAAAUUUUGUGGCUCAAGCGAUGACAAUCUUUAUAUCCAUUUCAAGACACGAGAUGGCAAAGAUACAUCAAAUGCUAGUUUUAAGCUACAUAUCACCGCUGAAAAAUCUUUUGAUUAUGGGAAUUUUGUUGGAGCCAUCGUGGGAGGAGUGAUCGGUGGCAUAGUUUUAAUAACAAUAGUAACAGGAAUAGUUAUUUAUUGUGUGUGUAGACGAAAACCUACCCAAGGGCAAGUACUAGGAACGGCUCAGAAUACCUCAGGUCAAACAACAAAUCAACCAGGCAUUCCUUAUGCUACGUAUUCGCCACAACAAUCGAACACGACGACAUUAUACCCGACCGGAAAUUACCCAACACAGUAUCCGGCAGGAUACAGCACACAACAGCCAUUCCUACCGCCACAAACAAAUGGUACCCAACAGUAAAACGCCGAUAGCUUCUUUUUUUUU
This is a messenger RNA of Saccostrea cuccullata (small rock oyster), 898 nucleotides long. RefSeq lists its product as uncharacterized. The coding region runs from base 101 to 874 and encodes 257 amino acids. Lineage: Eukaryota; Metazoa; Mollusca; Bivalvia; Ostreida; Ostreidae. The record is from RefSeq and is a predicted model, not a curated record. The transcript has 6 exons.